UGUCAAAGUUACUUGCAAGUUGAAGAAGGAGAGCUGAAAUGAGACUGGGACUCCUCUCAGUGGUUGCUUGUUUAUUAACCCUCCUCUUCUCCUGUCAUGGUGUUCGGGUGUUCCAGCCUAAGACCCAGAGAAUGAACCAAGAUGACACGGUGUCCAUCAUCUGUGAACUCAGAGAACCAAAACAGCACAAUGUCAAGGACGUCAGGCUAAACCAACUUCUCCCGCCUAAGAUGAUCUGUCAGGUGAAUGGCACACAGCCAAACUGCACCUGGAUGAAGAUUACAGAGGACCAGUACAAAUUCACGUUACAUAACUUGAAGCUCGAUGAAGCUGGGUAUUUGUUGCAGUGUGAGUUCACCAUAAACCACCCUGCUGGGAAUUUUGAAACAAUACGGUCGCAAACAUCAACCAAUCUGCUACCAGCUGACACAGAGACGGCUCAGCUCUCUGACAGCCCUCCUUGUAUCAAAGAGCCAGAGCGGUCCAACCUUCUGCAGUGGAUAGUGAUUGGCAUGGCCGCGUUCCUCUGUUUCUACAGCUCCCUGAUCACCUUCUUCUAUAUCAGGCUACGGGUCAUACGGUCUGAGGAGCUGUAUGAUUCACUGACAUACGUCCACAUGCAGCCCAACCAGGUAGAAGCCAUGAGGGCAAGAGUAGAUGCUGCGAACAACCCCACCUACGUGGACAUGAGGAAGAUUCCGUUCGGAAACUCAAGAUCCAACCACUCCAAACUUCAUUACUAAGGAAGUAAAGAGGCCAUCAAAUGAUUAAGAAGCGUCAACCUAAUGAAUAAAGCACGCUGGCAAAAUGUGUACUUUUAUACUACAGGUACAAUGCUUUACUGGGCUAUUAUUAUAGAAAGACUUUACAACGUCCUGUGCUUCCUGCUCUUCUUUCAGACAUGUUGAUUGUAUUAUAUUUGAAAGGGCUGCUUAUUAUUAACCUGGCUGACACUUGACUUCAAGUUCUGGAAAGGGUGUUUUAUUGUUUUUUAUGAAAGGGAUAGGCUCUCAUUCUUCAAAGCGGCGGCUUCCCCAUUUCGAAAUAAACGAAUCAUGAUUGAUGUCACACUCAGGCGUCCCUCCACGAAACAAAUUGUAAUGUUCACUCCCAUAAUCGCAUAACCAUUGAUAAUUAAUAAGAACCAAACAAAACGCUCCCGCAUUUUCUGAGUGGAUACUGUGGUUCCAAUCGGUGAGUUAAUGCACUCCCCGCGCUGUGAGGAACGUGGGUCAUGUCAGCCAGGCUAGUUUUUUACGUUCAAAUGGAAAAAUAGUUUUAAUUAAUAAAAUGUUCUGAUUGUUAUGUUUAAAUGGACCAUCUAUUUCAACAUACCUAAAAUGGGAAAGACAUCUGGAAACACUUGGCAUUUACGUUAAUGUAAUGCGCGGGUGUGCCAAAUAGAGAAUAGCAAAAUUUUCUGGGAAAAAAAUAUUGUUUUUCAAAUACACUUUAAAUAAAAAUGUUUUUUUAAAACAACAAAGUUCUAUGUUGUGCUAGCAUGUGUUAUCACUAAAAGGAAAAAAA
Molecule: messenger RNA, 1527 nt
Organism: Esox lucius (northern pike)
Lineage: Eukaryota; Metazoa; Chordata; Actinopteri; Esociformes; Esocidae
Exons: 7
Coding region: 39-743 (234 amino acids)
Source: RefSeq, a predicted model, not a curated record